AGAAACACAACAUGACUGAGAAGAGUGAUAUAUGUCUGCUGGGACUGAUCCUUCUCUCUUCACUAUUCACAGGUGAGAGUGGAGCAGAAGACUCUGAUGUGUUCAUCAGUUCUGGUGAAAGUGUGUUUCUGUCCUGUAAUGAUGCUCUUCAUCAAUGCUCCUCAACUACAUGGACCUACAGUAAAUAUACAACAUCAUCUACAGUAGAAGUGUUUACUGGAGGAAUAAAUAAGAAUAACACAGAGAGAUCUGAGAGACUGAGUCUGACAUCUGACUGCUCUCUCAAGAUCUGUAACACAACACAACAUGAUUGUGGACUUUACACCUGCACACAAUAUGUGAAUGGACAUCAACAUGGAUCUUAUUCACGUGUUUCACUACAUGUUCUUCAUGUGUCUUCAUCAUCAUCAUCAUCAUCAUCACAGACUGAGAUAAGAGCAAACACAUCUGUCACUCUCUCCUGUCGGCUGUUUUCAUAUAACUGUGAUCAUAUGUUCAGUGAUGAUAGAUAUCAGCUGGUGUGGAUGAAUCAGGCUGAUGUUGAUCUACAGACAGACUCCAGAUAUCAGAUUAGAUCAGAUAAACUCUGUAUCAUCUCUCUGACUACAACACUCGUGAAUGAAGACGACAACACAGAGUUGAGAUGUGUGCUCAAACACAAGAAUGACGUUGCAUGUAAGAAUGACAAUAAUGGAACAUUCGACACCAUCAACAUCGGUCCUCCUACUCCUAGCACAAAUGAGCAGAAAGAUGAUGUGGUUUAUUCUGAGGUGACUGUUGUCAGUAAAAAACAACUGAAGAACAGCAAUGUUCAGUCUGCUGGUGAUGUGACUUAUGCCGCCAUCAGAGGAGGAAAAACUGAGCCUGAAGACGCCUGA
Messenger RNA from Triplophysa dalaica, 878 nucleotides. RefSeq lists its product as uncharacterized. Gene Ontology annotation, biological process: interleukin-15-mediated signaling pathway; positive regulation of ERK1 and ERK2 cascade; T cell activation. The transcript has 6 exons. The record is from RefSeq and is a predicted model, not a curated record. Gene Ontology annotation, cellular component: membrane raft; external side of plasma membrane. Bases 12 to 878 code for a protein of 288 amino acids. Gene Ontology annotation, molecular function: protein tyrosine kinase binding; MHC class II protein binding. Lineage: Eukaryota; Metazoa; Chordata; Actinopteri; Cypriniformes; Nemacheilidae.